Molecule: messenger RNA, 1133 nt
Organism: Pyrus x bretschneideri (Chinese white pear)
Lineage: Eukaryota; Viridiplantae; Streptophyta; Magnoliopsida; Rosales; Rosaceae
Product: probable CCR4-associated factor 1 homolog 11
Exons: 1
Coding region: 185-1033 (282 amino acids)
Cellular component (GO): CCR4-NOT complex; CCR4-NOT core complex; P-body
Molecular function (GO): poly(A)-specific ribonuclease activity; nucleic acid binding
Source: RefSeq, a predicted model, not a curated record
ACUUUCUCUCUCUAAACUAUCGAUUCUGUAUAAAACGGCCCCCUUUUUUCUUGUUCCUCUUUCAAAAUCAUCCAUCAAACCCUAACCAAAUUCCGCCAUCGUUUUUAUUGAUUAUUUAAUUUCAGUAACAAACAAUCGUCGAUUCGGAUCCGAUUUCGCAAUCCGAUCUGGACGAACCUAUGCGAUGUCAUCAUCCGGCCCCCCGCCACCCAAGCCUCCGUCGCCGCGAGACAUCCUGAUCCGUUCGGUAUGGUCCGAUAACCUCGAGUCCGAGUUCGAACUGAUUCGAUCCGUCAUCGACGAUUUCCCCUUGAUUUCCAUGGACACCGAGUUCCCGGGCGUCGUGGUCCGACUCGACCCUAAUGACCCCAAUUUCCGCCACCGCGAACCCGCCGCGCACUACCUCAUGCUCAAGGCCAACGUCGAUCGCCUCAAUCUGAUCCAGGUGGGCCUCACCCUCUCGGACGACAGUGGGAAUCUGCCGGAUUUGGGGACCAAGAAUCUGUAUAUCUGGGAAUUCAAUUUCCGGGACUUCGACGUCGCGCGGGACGCCCACGCGCACGAUUCUGUAGAGUUGCUUCGCCGGCAGGGAAUCGAUUUCGAGCGGAACCGGGAUUUCGGGGUAGACUCGGUUCGGUUCGCGGCGCUGAUGAUGUCGUCGGGGCUCGUCUGCAACGAUGCCGUUAACUGGGUCACGUUCCAUAGCGUCUACGAUUUUGGGUACCUGGUCAAGGUGUUGACUCAGCGAGUCUUGCCGGACGAGUUGUCGGUGUUCUUGAAUUACGUGAGGAUUUUCUUUGGGUCUGGAGUGUACGACGUGAAGCACCUGACGAGGUUCUGCGCCAGCCUCUAUGGUGGGUUGGACCGGGUCUGCCAGACACUGAAUGUGGAGCGGGUUGCCGGUAAGAGCCACCAGGCCGGGUCGGAUAGCCUGCUGACCCUGCACGCGUUCCAGAGGAUCAGAGAGGUCUACUUUCCGAAGAAUGGGAUCGAGCAGUAUGCUGGCAUUUUGUAUGGUCUAGAGGUUUCUUGAUAUUUUCAUUGGAAUCUAUUGCUUAUAGAUUUCUCUCUCUUUUAAGUAAAUUUUGUACACAUGACUUGGUUUCAUCAAUAUUAUUAGGCUCUUAUUAAUU